CGCUUUCCCGCGCAGAUGUUCCAGUCUACGAUAGUCGGAGCAGGCGGGGUUGUCUUCUCACAUUUGAAGGCAUGGGCGACGUCAGAUCAUUGUUAUUGUCUCUUAACGCACGUGUAGCAUUUUCUUGCCUGUGAGCUGGCUUCCUGUGUCCAGUACCGGUUAGUGAUCCGGGAGGUGAAGACCCUUCAGAUCCUUCAGCUGUACACAUGCCUGGACCAGAUACAGCAUAUAGAGUGGUCGGCAGACUCCCUGUUCAUCCUGUGUGCCAUGUAUAGACGGGGGCUCGUGCAGGUCUGGUCGCUGGAGCAGCCAGAAUGGCACUGCAAAAUCGACGAGGGCUCUGCAGGGCUGGUUGCUUCUUGCUGGAGCCCGGAUGGACGCCAUAUUCUGAAUACAACAGAAUUCCACCUGCGGAUAACUGUGUGGUCGCUGUGCACAAAAUCCGUGUCUUACAUCAAGUAUCCCAAAGCCUGCCAGCAGGGAAUAACUUUCACCAGGGACGGCCGGUACUUGGCCUUGGCAGAGAGGCGGGACUGCAGGGACUACGUGAGCAUCUUCGUGUGCAGUGACUGGCAGCUUCUUCGGCACUUUGAUACGGACACACAGGACCUCACAGGAAUCGAAUGGGCCCCGAAUGGCUGUGUGCUGGCAGUGUGGGACACAUGCUUGGAGUACAAGGUUCUGCUCUACUCCUUGGAUGGACGGCUUCUGUCCACAUAUUGUGCCUACGAGUGGUCCCUGGGCAUCAAGUCUGUGGCCUGGAGCCCCAGCAGUCAGUUCCUGGCCAUUGGGAGCUACGAUGGAAAGGUGCGCCUCCUUAAUCAUGUGACCUGGAAAAUGAUCACUGAGUUUGGGCAUCCCACAGCCAUUAAUAAUUCCAAGACAGUUGUGUAUAAGGAAGCCGAGAAGAGCCCACAGCUGGGGCUGGGCCGUCUGUCCUUCCCUCCACCCCGAGCAGUAGCUGGUCCCCUCUCCACCUCAGAGAGCAAAUAUGAGAUUGCUUCUGGGCCAGUUUCCUUGCAGACCCUGAAGCCGGUGGCCGACAGAGCAAACCCGAGGAUGGGCAUAGGGAUGCUGGCUUUCAGUUCCGACAGCUACUUCCUCGCAACAAGAAAUGACAAUGUCCCCAAUGCUGUCUGGGUCUGGGACAUUCACAAGCUGAGGCUGUUUGUGGUGCUGGAGCACCUGUCCCAAGUGCGCUCAUUUCAGUGGGACCCACUACAGCCACGGCUGGCCAUUUGCACAGGGGUCAGCAAGGUCUAUCUGUGGUCUCCGGCAGGAUGUGUGUCAGUGCAGGUGCCUGGAGAAGGUGACUUUCCAGUACUUUCUUUGUGCUGGCACUUAAACGGGGACUCCUUGGCCCUCCUCAGUAAGGAUCACUUCUGUCUCUGCUUCCUGGAAACCAAGGAGGGGGUCAGCACAGCCUGCGGACAACGGGAUGGCCAUGCCUAGGACCUGAGUGAGAACUGAGGCACAGCAGCCUGCCCCCAAUGAGGAACCAGCAGCACUUGGAACGGGUUCUCAGUGAUGUGAUCGUCCUUCUGCAGUAAGGCAUUUCUGUAAAUAUGUAUGAUAAAGCUCUAAGUUUAUUUAAAAUAAAUGUUUGCUGAUUUAUAGAA
Messenger RNA from Jaculus jaculus (lesser Egyptian jerboa), 1619 nucleotides. It is a transcript of the gene Wrap73, whose product is annotated as WD repeat containing, antisense to TP73. Lineage: Eukaryota; Metazoa; Chordata; Mammalia; Rodentia; Dipodidae. The transcript has 12 exons. Gene Ontology annotation, biological process: mitotic sister chromatid segregation; microtubule anchoring at mitotic spindle pole body; protein localization to mitotic spindle pole body. The coding region runs from base 268 to 1452 and encodes 394 amino acids. The record is from RefSeq and is a predicted model, not a curated record. Gene Ontology annotation, molecular function: protein binding. Gene Ontology annotation, cellular component: MWP complex; mitotic spindle; microtubule organizing center.